Molecule: messenger RNA, 1792 nt
Organism: Dreissena polymorpha
Lineage: Eukaryota; Metazoa; Mollusca; Bivalvia; Myida; Dreissenidae
Product: tubulin beta chain-like
Exons: 2
Coding region: 117-1460 (447 amino acids)
Biological process (GO): microtubule cytoskeleton organization; mitotic cell cycle
Cellular component (GO): cytoplasm; microtubule
Molecular function (GO): structural constituent of cytoskeleton; GTPase activity; GTP binding
Source: RefSeq, a predicted model, not a curated record
CGAUCUAGUAUAUUACCCGGAGGCACGGUGGGCAAACCGCAGGCAGAGCAUUAACACCGCGGUGUAGCAUUUAUUUAUUUUUUCGUUGUGUUCAACACUCUAAAUUAACCGCAAACAUGCGUGAAAUCGUACAUAUGCAGGCUGGUCAGUGCGGAAACCAGAUCGGAGCCAAAUUCUGGGAAGUGAUUUCAGACGAGCACGGUGUUGACCCCACCGGAACCUACCACGGAGACUCCGACCUCCAGCUCGAGAGAAUCAACGUUUACUACAAUGAGGCCACCGGAGGCAAGUACGUACCACGUGCCAUCCUCGUGGAUCUCGAGCCCGGAACCAUGGACUCCGUUAGGUCCGGCCCCUUUGGUCAGAUCUUCCGACCUGACAACUUCGUGUUCGGGCAGAGCGGUGCUGGAAACAACUGGGCCAAGGGCCACUACACAGAGGGCGCUGAGCUCGUCGACUCCGUCCUCGACGUCGUCCGCAAGGAGGCUGAGUCAUGUGACUGUCUUCAGGGAUUCCAACUCACACACUCCCUGGGUGGUGGUACCGGAUCCGGUAUGGGAACACUGCUCAUCAGCAAGAUCCGUGAGGAGUACCCUGACCGCAUCAUGAACACCUUCUCCGUUGUACCAUCACCAAAGGUAUCCGACACCGUAGUCGAGCCAUACAAUGCCACCCUCUCAGUCCACCAACUUGUUGAGAACACCGACGAGACAUACUGCAUCGACAACGAGGCUCUGUACGACAUCUGCUUCCGGACCCUGAAACUCACCACCCCAACAUACGGAGACUUGAACCAUCUCGUCUCUGCCACCAUGUCCGGAGUCACCACCUGCCUCCGAUUCCCCGGUCAGCUGAACGCCGAUCUCCGCAAACUGGCCGUCAACAUGGUGCCCUUCCCUCGUCUCCACUUCUUUAUGCCUGGCUUCGCUCCACUUACAUCUCGUGGUAGCCAGCAGUACAGGGCACUGACCGUCCCUGAGCUCACCCAGCAGAUGUUCGACGCCAAGAACAUGAUGGCUGCAUGCGACCCACGUCACGGAAGGUACCUCACCGUCGCCGCCAUGUUCCGUGGCCGCAUGUCCAUGAAGGAGGUCGACGAACAGAUGUUGAACGUCCAGAACAAGAACAGCAGCUACUUCGUUGAAUGGAUCCCCAACAACGUGAAGACCGCCGUCUGCGACAUUCCACCACGUGGUCUCAAGAUGUCCGCCACCUUCGUCGGCAACAGCACCGCCAUCCAGGAGCUGUUCAAGCGUAUCUCCGAGCAGUUCACCGCUAUGUUCCGUCGCAAGGCUUUCCUCCACUGGUACACCGGCGAGGGCAUGGACGAGAUGGAGUUCACCGAGGCCGAGUCGAACAUGAACGACCUGGUUUCCGAGUACCAGCAGUACCAGGACGCCACCGCCGAGGAGGAGGGAGAGUUCGACGAGGAGGAGGGUGAGGGCGAGGGUGAGGCAUAAACUCUUACCAACGAGUUACCCCAAGACCAACAAAAGCACACCAACGGACAACGACAAUGAUUACGAUUAAACACGCUCAAAUUGUUAUAUAUUGUUGAACUUUUUAAAUGUAGGAAUACUCUCGUCUACCAUGCAAUAAACGAUAAAACUGUGAUAAUACAAACUGUUUGUAUUGAACAAUGGUUAUACUUAUUUUGGUAAAUUUUCUGGUAGAACAAAAUUUGACCAAAUGUAUUUGCUUGAUUCCAUCGCGAAUGUUUUAUGUAUUUGAACCGAAACUGUUCGUCAUCAGUAUAUCGAAAAAACAGUAUUAAAUAAAAAAGUAAAAUAUA